This is a messenger RNA of Humulus lupulus (European hop), 1295 nucleotides long. RefSeq names its product putative hydrolase C777.06c. The transcript has 12 exons. Bases 145 to 1221 code for a protein of 358 amino acids. The record is from RefSeq and is a predicted model, not a curated record. Lineage: Eukaryota; Viridiplantae; Streptophyta; Magnoliopsida; Rosales; Cannabaceae.
AUUUGUUGUCUUGUUGGGUUUGUUGCUCUGGGUUGGCCUUCUGAAAUUAACGGUCCAUUUUCACUUUCCAACGAACUCCAUAGCCAAAGCUCCUUUUUGUUUUGCUUUUUUCAUAUCUAAAAGUAAAAUCAUUCUCUCAUUCAUAUGCUUGUAAAAAUUUUGCCAGCUUUGUCGAUGGUUCAGUAUCUGGGCACACUUCGCCCUUAUUCUCUAACCUAUUUUGCCCCUUACACACGCCAAAUUCCACUCCCCACCUCUUCAAUUUCACUUCCUAAGACUGGCUCAUCUCCCUUUAGACGGUUUCUUCAUGCUUGUCUUCGAUCUGAUAAUGCAAGGGGGGUUUCUGGUGCGGAGUUACAUGGGGACCAAUCAGAGAUCAUAUUUAUGGGUACAGGAACAAGUGAAGGCAUUCCUCGUGUGAGCUGCUUGACUAACCCUCUGAAGACAUGUGAGGUUUGCUCAAAAGCCGCAGAACCAGGUAAUAAAAAUAGGAGACUUAACACAAGCAUCCUCAUUUGUUAUCCUACAACAUCUGGAAAAAGUAACAUCCUUAUAGAUGCUGGAAAAUUCUUCUACCACAGUGCUCUUCGAUGGUUUCCUGCCUAUGGGCUAAGAACAAUUGAUGCGGUUAUAAUUACUCAUUCUCAUGCUGAUGCAAUCGGAGGUCUUGAUGACCUACGUGAUUGGACAAACAAUGUCCAGCCAUCUGUUCCAAUUUAUGUGGCCAAGCGUGAUUUUGAGGUAAUGAAAAAGACUCAUUAUUAUUUAGUUGACAUAAGCGUAAUCACUCCUGGGGCUGCUGUUUCAGACUUGCAAUUCAACAUCAUAGAUGAAAAUCCAUUCACGGUUCACGGAUUAAAGAUUACCCCUUUACCCGUGUGGCAUGGUCCUGGUUACCGCUCCCUUGGUUUUCGUUUUGGUAAUAUUUGUUACAUUAGCGAUGUUAGUGAAAUACCUGAAGAGACUUAUCCACUUCUCAAGGAUUGUGAAAUCCUGAUUAUGGAUGCCUUAAGGCCGGAUCGGUCAUCAGCAACACAUUUUGGACUUCCAAAGGCCUUAGAGGAAGUGCGAAAAAUUCAACCGAAAAGAACUCUGUUCACCGGUAUGAUGCAUCUAAUGGACCAUGAGAAGGUAAAUAACUAUCUUAUGGAGUUGAUGGAGACAGAGGGUCUUGAUGUACAACUGAGCUAUGAUGGGCUUCGGGUACCUAUAACUCUCUAGAUUUUGAAUCAAUCUCAUUAUUAAGGAAAAUGUCUUGUGAACCACAUUUGUCAACUGAUCGUUCCUGGGUUUUA